AUGGACGAUGACGUGAAGUUAUGGAGGGAAACAUUAGACGGGGUGAGCUUUGUAGGGAUUCAGUUUGCUGGUACAGAUAUACGCCUCAACGUUCUUGUAAAGGACUUUGCUGGGAUACCGAGAUAUUUUCAUCUCGACCAUUCGGAAAUCCCAUUAACACCCCAUACGUUGCACACCAAAUCUUUUGGGAACCACCCUACUGUUUUCAUCCCCGCCUCAUAA
Messenger RNA from Ambispora leptoticha, 222 nucleotides. The record is from the annotation of a GenBank genome assembly. NCBI's taxonomy places the organism in Eukaryota, Fungi, Glomeromycota, Glomeromycetes, Archaeosporales, Ambisporaceae.